Molecule: messenger RNA, 1379 nt
Organism: Zingiber officinale
Lineage: Eukaryota; Viridiplantae; Streptophyta; Magnoliopsida; Zingiberales; Zingiberaceae
Product: ethylene-responsive transcription factor 1-like
Exons: 2
Coding region: 139-1125 (328 amino acids)
Biological process (GO): ethylene-activated signaling pathway; regulation of DNA-templated transcription
Molecular function (GO): DNA binding; DNA-binding transcription factor activity
Source: RefSeq, a predicted model, not a curated record
UUUUGCCACAAUUAUUUCAAUCAAUCAUCUCCUUCCCACCGAACUCUACCCCACUAGCGCCGCCCUUGGCUUGACCAGGCAAAAGGUCUCCUUUCCCCUGCAAAUCCCAUCAAAAAGGAGUCUUGAGGGAGUUCCGCGAUGUGCGGAGGAGCGAUAAUCUCUGAUCGCAAUUCGGCGGCGGUGCCGCGUCGGGUCAAGGCGGAGUACUUGUGGCCCGGCGGGAAAAAGAAGAGAGGGAAGAAGCGGAGGGUGGAGCUGGAGGAUGACUUCGAGGCCGACUUCGAGGAGUUCAACAAUUCGGAAGAGGAUGAGUUCGAUUUCAAGCCCUUGGGAUCGAAAUCCUCUUUCUCGUUAGAGGGUUUAAACACCGUAAAGUCAAGAGAUUGUGAUGGACCAGCAGCUAAGUCAGCUAAAAAGAAGAGAAAGAACCAAUUCCGUGGAAUUCGCGAGCGCCCAUGGGGCAAAUGGGCAGCAGAAAUCAGAGAUCCUAGCAAAGGUGUUCGUGUUUGGCUCGGGACGUUCAACUCAGCUGAAGCGGCUGCAAGAGCUUAUGAUGUUGAAGCUCGUCGCAUCCGUGGGAAAAAAGCCAAGGUGAAUUUCCCCACUGCUGCAAGCUGUAGCCCCCGAAAGCGUGCUCCAAAAUCUACUUCUACAAGAGCACCAGUGUCUAACUCAGACUCUGGUUUAUAUUCUACAAAGGGGCUACCUAAACCUGAAUAUUCAAAUCGGUGUUUUACUAAACAAUCCUCUGAAUCAUCCCAAGGUGUGAACUUCCCUUCCGAUGAGGGUUGCACCUCUUUCGGUUACCCAGAGAUUAUGCCUUUUUAUGUUCCCUCAGCAAACAAAGGCAAUGAAACUGAAGUACUUAGUGAUGAUAAUCUUCAGAAGGUUUUCAAAAACAAUUCUGGAUUGAAAGUGUCCACAGAGGUAGCCUCCGAAAUCAAACUCCCCGAGUGCUUACCUGCUUUUGAUCCAUAUAAGAAAUUCUUGCAAUUUCCAUACAUAGAAGGAAGUGAUGAUUUGUCGAUUGAUUGCCUAUUUGGUGGUGAAUUAACACAAGAUGAUCUAAAUGCUGUGAACCUUUGGAGCUUUGAUGACCUGCCUCUUGAAGGUAAUGCUUACUAAAGGACCUCGACUUGAUUACCAGUGUUCAGUGUUUACGAGUAAAAAUUUCUUUCCUUUUCCUGUUUGUUUCGCUGGAUCUACGAUCGAUGUAAAAUCGCGGAGUGCCAGAAUUGUUUGUGUUUUCAAAACUUCUGUAUGCAGAAUAAUAUUCAGGAGUAGCAGCUUACUGCUGCCUUAAAAAUUGUGAGCUCUGGACCGGGCUUUACCAAUAAACUGACAAUUAUUGUGCUUAAUAUAAGUUUUUGUUUGAGAAA